This is a messenger RNA of Aspergillus aculeatinus CBS 121060, 1479 nucleotides long. Its product is annotated as phosphotransferase family protein. Lineage: Eukaryota; Fungi; Ascomycota; Eurotiomycetes; Eurotiales; Aspergillaceae. The transcript has 7 exons. The record is from RefSeq and is a predicted model, not a curated record. The coding region runs from base 1 to 1479 and encodes 492 amino acids. Gene Ontology annotation, cellular component: mitochondrion.
AUGAGCCGAGGAAAGCUACCACAAACCGGCAGUCACCAUACCAUACCAUACUUCAUGAAAGUGACCAGUCAUCCACAUUCGUCUUGCAGACUUCGCCCUCCCAACAAAGGGCAGUCCCGAGAUAGUAGUCACUACUUUAAUUACACCCCUGGUCGGUGGCUUAUUAAUGAGGCGCACCAACUCCAAACGCGCCAUGUCAACUUCAACGUGCCAGCGCUGCAGCGGAUUGCCGGUCAACUAAUGGGAAGCCGAUGUGUUCAAAUGGAUAAGAUGCCCGAGAUGGAGAAUGGGAAUGAGAUUUUGGCGAGUAUCCCGAACCCGAACGCCGGCCAUGCUCAUCUUGUUGUGGCCAGUGAAGUCGCCACAGUUGACUUUCUCCGAACUGUUCUUAAGAUACCAGUCCCUCGUGUUAUCUCGUGGAGCUCUUCCCCGGAGGUGAACCCCGUCGGUGCUGAAUAUAUCCUAAUGGAGAGGGUGGAAGGCCAGCAACUAAGCUAUGUUUGGGAUGAUAUAUCUGAAGCUCAACGCUUCGGGCUUGUAAAGAGCUUAGUGGGGAUCGAACGGAAGUUGGUGAACGCAAAAUUUGCCUUGCAUGGCAGCCUGUACUACCGAGAUACAUUUCUACGGGGAAGAGGCAUUGCUGCCCUGGAAACAGCAGACCAAGAGGGCCUAUCUAAAUUCGUUUUGGGUCCGACCACGCAGCGGUUCUUCUGGGGAGACGAGGAGCGCGGAUUGGAGAUGGACAAGGGUCCGUGGGAAAUGGCCCAGGAGUAUUUCGCCGCUAUCGCAAAGCAGGAGAUAUCACGCAUACGAACCGCACACGGCAGAUCCAGCAGUGUCACUGCACCUGUGGGCAACACGCGACGGAGGCGUGAUGCUCACAUCCAGCUCCUUGAGCAAUUUCUAACGGUGCUGCCUUACAUCCUACCACGCGAAGAGAUCCUCGCGCCGGUCCUUUUGCACUCGGACCUCCAUCACCAUAAUAUCUUCGUCGAUCCGUCCGAUCCCACUAGAAUCUCCAGCAUAAUCGACUGGCAAACCGCCCACGCCUCCCCGUUGUUCAUGCAAGCGAGCUUGACCGGCCCCCACUUGAAUAAGUUCUACAAGCUGGUGUCACGGAAGUUCAACCCGGCGCUUAUCGAUGCGAUGGACAAGAUGCGAGAUGAUAGUGACCCGACCACUUUCAUAUUUCGCAUUGUCGAACGGUCCUCCGAGGACAGGCCGAUGCCAUUGAAGGAACUGUUGAUCCAGGUGACCGAGAUCGAAGAGAGUCGGCAGCAGGUCGAAGCCUGGGCAGCCGCGUUCGGGGAAUAUGAUGGUCUGCGGGCGGAGCUGCUCGGUGACGAGGGCUGGGUCUCCCAUGAUGACUACGAGGAAGUGAGGAGCAGGUGGGAGAAGAAGAAGGCGACUCUGGAGAGCUUACGGGAACAAUUAGAGAGAGACCUUGCUCUGAUAUCUGCCCCGGACAAUCGGAGUUGA